CCCCCUUCUGUGUGUAACCAGAUAUAAGCAGGGCAGCAUGUGUUGAAGGACACACACGGCCAGCAGACCACCAUUGCUCUAAAGCGUCAAAAAGAGGGAACUUCCACCAUAGAAGAUUCCAGAAUAAAAGAAGAUUUGCAACGAGCAACGAUGGACCAAGCUAGGUCAACAAUAUCCAAAAUCUUCAAUGGGGAACCACACUCGUACACACGUUUCAAUCUGACCCAGAACAUGGAAGGUGACAACAGCCAGGUGGAGAUGAAGCUGUCGUCCGAUGCGGAUGAAGAAGUCGGAGGGAACGGCGUGGGAGCCCAUCUCAGUCACAACGGCAAUCCCAAAUCCUACACAAAUUCAAAGUUUGGACGCACACCCAAGAACCUUUGCUUUAUGUUAGCCACCAUUCUCCUCAUCUUGUUUAUUGGGUACUUGAUUGGCUAUCUGGUCCACGGGACGAAAGAUUUGCCCCAGAGUUGUGCGGCGGCGUCUGUGCAGUUUCCUGAUGCCCCCGUCGUGCACGAGACUGGAGCUGCCCCCAUCAUGAACUGGGAUACUCUGAAGAAUGCGCUUGCUCAGAAACUGAGUGCCUCGAACUUCAAAAGUGCCUUUAGUGAUUUUUCCCAUUCGAACCACCGGGCUGGUUCUGCAGGCGAUGCAACUUUGGGAGAGAAGGUGGUCAGGAGGUUUACAGAGUACGGCAUAAAAACCUGGACCGAUGAGCACUUUGUGAAAGUGCAGGAUCCUCCACUUUCUGGCUCCAACAAGAUCAUUUUCAAGAAUGGCAUUGAGGAACGUCAAAAUGGCUUUCUCUCCUACAGUGCCAAUGGAAGAGUGCAGGGAGCUGUGCUGUACGCCCACUAUGGACAGGAAAGUGACUUCAGAUUGUUGCGAGACAGAAACAUCAACAUGAGUGGGAGAGUUAUGUUGAUCAGAGCUGGACUGAUCAGCUUUGCAGAAAAAGUAGCCAAUGCUGCCAAAAUGAAGGCCUCUGCUGUGUUGAUCUACCAAGACGCCACUGAUUACCCACCUGCAGGGACCACUCAACUCUUCGGUCAUGUCCAUUUGGGUUCAGGAGAUCCCUACACCCCUGGCUUUCCCUCCUUCAACCACACCCAGUUUCCACCUGCCCAGUCUUCAGGUCUGCCAAGUAUCUUGGCUCAAACUAUCACCACUCGCACAGCCACCAACAUUCUUCGACAACUGGAGGGUCAAAAUGUGCCGGAAGAGUGGGGUGGUUUUAACAAACUCGGUAGUGAGACUGACGUCAUCACUGUGGAGGUCAACAACUUUCUCACUGAGAAAAAGAUCUACAAUGUCUUUGGCGUCAUCGAGGGUUUUGUUGAUGCAGAUCGUUAUGUGGUCAUUGGUGCCCACAGGGAUGCCUGGGGUCCUGGUUUUGCUGCGUCAACUGUCGGAACCGGCGUUCUGGUUGAACUGGCUCGUUCCAUCUCAGAAAUAGUAAAGAAGGACGGAUUCAAGCCAAGGAGGAGCAUUGUGUUUGCGAGCUGGAGUGCUGGAGAAUAUGGGAGCGUUGGCGCCACCGAGUGGCUGGAGGGCUAUCUGUCUUCUCUCAGCAUGAAGGCCUUCUCUUACAUCAACCUUGAUGGCAUUGUAACAGGUCACAGUGGCUUUAAAGUAUCGGCAAGUCCUUUGAUGUACACUUUGAUUGAACACACUCUCAAAGAGGUGAGCCUUCAGAAUAAGGCCGUGCCCCUUCUUUCUCAAUUUGGAAAGAACAACUGGCAAACUAAUGUGCUGGAACCCAUGCAGAUGGAUAGCGCUGCAUAUCCCUUCAUUGCCUUCUCUGGCAUUCCAUCUGUGUCGUUUAGGUUCACAUCAGGUCAUUUAGACUAUCCAUACUUUGGCACGUUACUGGACACCCAAGAAAAGCUGAUUGCCACCACGUCCAACCAACAUCUACAGCUGGCUGAAGCAGCUGCCAAGUUUGCGGGCCACAUGGCACUGAGGCUGGUCCAUGACCACCUGCUGCCCAUGGACCUGUUAAAGUACGAGAAGGUUAUUCGCUCUCAAGUCAUUCAGAUCAACGGGAAAGUGGAUACUGUUAGGAGGAUGCAGCCAAAUCUCAUCCCCAUGUCCAUGCAGUGGUUGUUCUCGGCCGCCGGCGCCUACAGCCGAGCUGCCCGUAACCUGAUGACCGAUAUUCAAAACAGCGACCUGGGGGACGUGGAGAUGUGCCGCAUCUACAACGACCGCAUCAUGUCGGUGGAGAGGAACUUCCUGUCGGCGUACGUGUCUGCCAAAGAAAGUCCUUUCCGCCACAUUCUGCUGGGCUCUGGUCCGCACACACUCAAAGGGCUGUCCAGUCACCUGGACACCCUAAGGACUGACCGCCCGCAGGAGACCACAGAUGAGUUCCGUAACCAGUUUGCCUUAGCAACCUGGACAAUCCAGGGCUGUGCCAAGGCACUGGCAGGGGACAUUUGGCCGUAUGAUGACGACAUGUAAAAAAAAAACUGCGGAAAUAAAUAUAUGAAGUAUACUAAUACUCAGUCCCUUCAGGAAUUUGCGAUGUUGCGAUGGCGCCAAUUCACGCCAAUUCAGCAACUUUUUCCAACGUCCACGCGUAUGCUAGCCAAUCAACGUCAUCUUGGCCGAUCAAAUUUGUCAACCGUCUAAUCAAAACGUGCCAUUUUGUUUCUUGUGCAGAGCGAGCAGAAACUAACAAGGUGUAAAAAGUCUUUUUUGAUCACUCCACACAAAUGUAAUCAGACCUACUUUUAUAAUCUCUCAACGUCUCUCAUUUUAACAACAAAAACUAUAGAUCACUCUUAAAAAGUUCACAAAGGCUUUUUGAAACGUGCGUCGGAACAUAAAUGAACGUUAAGACGGAUAAACACUUUUGAAGCAUAAAACAUACACGGAUAAUGUCUUCCUGUAUUUAUUAUGAAUUAUUUAUAUUACUAAUAAUGAUUAUUUCAAACAGUACAGUCAUUUCUCAUUGAGCUCUUAGUAGGGAUGAUGUUUGAUAAGAAAUUAUCGAGUUCGAGCCCAUUAUCAAUCAAUCAAUCAAUGUUUAUUUAUAUAGCCCUAAAUCACAAGUGUCUCAAAGGGCUGCACAAGCCACAAUUUAAUCCUCUUAUCGAACCGAUUCCUUAUCGAUUCUCUUAUCGAUUCUCUUAUCGAAUCCAGAUAGGUUGUUGUAUAUGGAAAAAAACACAAUAUUUGGUUUAACAAAAGCUCACUUUUAUUUUAUGAGAAAAAAAUACAAUAAAUAAAUAAAUAUUGACUGUUACCCCCCCUAAAAAAAUAAAAUAAAUAAAUAUUGACUGUUGUUACCCAAAGUAUAUUAAGUGGGAUUUUUCAGAAAAACAAAUAUAUACAGUAACAUAAAAACAACCUGUCUCUGGUGAUCACUAUAGGUGUAUAAAUAAUAAGAUAGUGUUAAAUAAAAUCAGUCCCUUGGGCACAAAACUGAAAAUAAUACAGCUCUCCAAAAAGUGCACUUCUGCUGCUAUUGGAACAUACCAACUACACACACUAUGACACUAAGAACGCCACAGUCAUCAAUCAACAAUUCUUCUUCCAAAAAAUUAGCAUGUCGGCUUUUUAGCUCAGUCAUUAGACUGAGCUACGUCAUUUCCUGUGAUGUCCCAAAGGGCAUUUCCUGUGAGACGGGAUUCGUUCCCAGGGAUUCCAAUAAAAAAACAACUCUUUUUCUUUACUAUAGUGGCCUCGAUAACGGGAACCGGUUCUCAAAAAGGGAUUUGAGUCCAUGGAUUCGGUUCUUUUCUUAUCGAACAACCGGGGGAACCGGUUUCGAACAUCAUCCCUAGCUCUGAGUGUACUUUUACUGCCAUCUAGUGUCUACUUUUAGGUCUGCGUGGUAUAAAACAAGUAAAACGGGUUCUUAACCAUUUUGACUUUGGGGCCUAUCUUUUCCACUACAUAGGGGCCCGGGGCCCACUCAAAUGUUAUCACCGAAAAUUGAUUUUUAUAGGAUAGGAUAGGACUUUAUUGUCAUUGCACAAGUACAACGAAUAUUAUCAUAUUCAAUAAUUAUAUCUAACUUGCCUACAAACUUGUCAAAAGAUAUAAAACCUAAGAUAAUUAUUUAUUUAACACAUAAACAUUAGGCUUAGGUCAAGCGGACUAGAAAAAUAAGUACUAAUAAAAAAAAAAUGUUAUAAGAAAGGACUCGUAAAUAUAACUAAGAAACAAUACAAUUAUGUUAUGCUAAAAUAAACUAAAUAAUCAAUAAAUAUGUUGAACUAAACUGUCAAUAGAAUUAAAGUGCAAAUGAAAGUACAGCUUCACCACUUUAAUCAUAAUUUUUGUGCUUAAAAUCCUCUUAAGGCCCAAGCUGUUUUUUUUUUACAUGCUUUUUUUAUUUCUCUUUGCUAUUUGGGCUUAUUGGACCCUAAUUAGAAUAAAAACUAAGGAUCAUCUUUUGAUAUAAUGUACUUAGUCCAUAAGUACACAAACGUGUACUUCAUGUUUAGUGACAUGCUAAUUCUUAUAUUUACACUUUUUUUCUCUAAAUUCCAUCGUAUGUUAUACUCUUCUGACACCACCAGAUGGCAGUAUAAGUGUCCACAUAAGUGGCCAUAAGACCCCAAUUCAGGUAGUGUACACAAUUUUGGAAAUAAGAGCUAAAAGGUGCUGUCCACGCAUGUGGCCACUAAGCCUUUAGAGGUUUUAAGAAACUUCUCGUCUUUAUCGCCAGACUUCUUCUGUUUGUUUGAUAUUGUCAUUACUGCCACGUGUGGUGGAAAAGUGUAUUACAACUAAGUGCUACUGUGAUCCAUACAGUUGAGAAACAGACAUUUUUUUGGCGGACCUCUCGGUGCCUUAUUAUUGAUUUUCCUUUUUUUUGUCGUAAGGAACACUUAAAAUGGUGAUUUAAAAUUCUUAAAAGCAGGAGUUGGUUCAAUAUUAUAAAAAAAAAAAAAAAAAAAAAAGUGUCAAAACGUUGCAACUUUCUGGCACAAUGAAAAAAACAAAAGUACACAAAAAGCCUGCAAAAUGCUGGAGGGACUGAAUUAUGAUAAUAAUGAUACAAUUAAUUACACAUACCAGGUGACAUGACCCUUUAAUCAAAGAUGGCACCUUUUCACCUUAGCAAUUUAUUCAGUAUUUUCACAAAUGUUCUGUUCUGCCGUUUCGUCCAUGCGGUACUUAACUAAUUAACCCCAAUUGGUGCUAUUACAGUUUACUUGCAAUUACUGCAACAUCCAAUCACGAAAAAAUGCCAACACGAAUGGGCAUUGUUGCAAAACCUGGCAAUUUGCUUGAAUAACGAUUGUUAAGCACAAAUAAUGAUAUAAUACAAAACCCAAAACCAGUGCAGUUGGCACGUUGUUUAAUUCCUAAAUAAAAACAGAAUACAAUGAUUUGCAAAUCCUUUUCAACUUAUAUUCAAUUGAAUAGACUGCAAAGACAAGAUAUUGAAUGUUCAAACUUAGAAACUACAUUUUUUUGUGCAAAUAAUCAUUAACUUAGAAUUUAAUGGCAGCAAAACAUUGCAAAAAACUUGGCACAGGGGCAUUUUUACCACUGUGUUACAUGGCCUUUCCUUUUAACAACACUCAGUAAACGUUUUUUAGGCUUCAUAAUACAUUUUCACACAUUUUCAAUGGGAGACAGGUCUGGACUACAGGCAGGCCAGUCUAGUACGCGUACUCUUUUACUAUGAAGCCACGCUGUUGUAACACGUGGCUUGGCAUUGUCUUGCUGAAAUAAGCAGGGGCGUCCAUGAUAACGUUGCUUGGAUGGCAACAUAUGUUGCUCCAAAACCUGUAUGUACCUUUCACCAUUAAUGGUGCCUUUUCAGAUGUGUAAGUUACCCAUGUCUUGGGCACUAAUACACCCCCAUACCAUCACAGAUGCUGGCUUUUCAACUUUGCGCAUAUAACAAUCCGGAUGGCUCUUUUCCUAUUUGUCCGACGUCCACAGUUUCCAAAAACUAUUUGAAAUGUGGACUCGUCAGACCACAGAACACUUUUCCACUUUGCAUCAGUCCAUCUUAGAUGAGCUCGGGCCCAGCGAAGCCGGCGGCGUUUCUGGGUGUUGUUGAUAAAUGGCUUAUUAUUUGCAUAGUAGAGUUGUAACUUGCACUUCCAGAUGUAGUGACCAACUGUAGUUACUGACAGUGGUUUUCUGAAGUGUUCCUGAGCCCAUGUGGUGAUAUCCUUCACACACUGAUGUCGCUUUUUGAUGCAGUACCGCCUGAGGGAUCGAAGGUCCGUAAUAUCAUCGCUUACGCGCAGUGAUUUCUCCAGAUUCUCUGAACCUUUUGAUGAUCGUGAAAUCCCUAAAUUCCUUGCAAUAGCUGGUUGAGAAAUGUUGUUCUGAAACAUUUUGCUCACGCAUUUGUUGACAAAGUGGUGACCCUCGCCCCGUCCUUGUUUGUAAAUGACCGAGCAUUACCUGGAAGCUGCUUUUAUACCCAAUCAUGGCACCCACCUGUUCCCAAUUAGCCUGUUCACCUGUGGGAUGUUCCAAAUAAGUGUUUGAUGAGCAUUCCUCAACUUUCUCAGUCUUUUUUGCCACUUGUGCCAGCUUUUUUAGAAACAUGUUGCUGGCAUCAAAUUCCAGAUAUUUGCAAAAAAUAACAAAGUUUACCAGUUGGAACAUUAAAUAUCUUGUCUUUGCAAGUCUAUUCAAUUGAAUAUAAGUUGAAAAGGAUUAGCAAAUCAUUAUAUUCUGUUUUUAUUUACCAUUUACCCACUGGUUUUGCAUAACGAUGAUAAAAGAACAAGCGUGUAUUUUACCAGGUGGCACUGAAAUCGAAAACUAUUUAUUGUAAUAUUUAUUUAUCAGUGGCAGCGUUCACUAUAAAUAGCCAUUUUUUUAUAUAUAUAUAGAAAAUGUAUAAUUAUCGGGAGCAGUGCCUUCCAUAAUUAUGACAGUUAUACUGUCGAAAUGUCAACAAGCAGCAUCUGCUAAAAAAGAAGUGUACUAGUACAUUCACUGAGUACAGUUUUUACACUGGAUUCACGCCGCUCGUCGACGUCGCCGCGUACGCUUCGCCUCUCGACGGCGUUAUCGGGAGCAGCGUCUUCCAUAGCGCGGGAAUCAAGAAGGUAGUUUUUGCCUACCGGUGUGUGAGAGUGUGUGUAUCGGAGGCAGUGCCCUCCAUAUUUCACUGUAGGGAUGGAUGUUGCUAUUAUCGGGAGCAGUGUUUCCCAUAAUUUUUUGUACAUACAGUAUUUAGUACUUUCUCUCCGCUCAUAGUUAUAAAGCAUCUUUUUUUUAUUAGGAGAGAUCUGCAUGGCUCCGUUUGCCUCGAACCAAACAGUGAUUGACCUUGUCAUACGUACAGUAGGAAAGGGGGUUCAUACGGCCCAGUUUACCCGACACGUGAAACGUGACGAAUUGCCAGUUGCACUCUCCGCUUUGGCAACUAUCUUAAAAUAUUCAAUUUGCCAAAUUAUUAUGGGGCGGUAUAGCUCGGUUGGUAGCGUGGCCGUGCCGGCAACUUGAGGGUUCCGGGUUCGAUCCCCGCGUCUGCAAUUGUAGUCACUGCCGCUGUGUCCUUGGGCAAGACACUUGACCCAACCUGCUCCCAGUGCCACCCACACUGGUUUGAAACAAAUCUAACUUGGAUAUUGGGUUUCACAAUGUAAAGCGCUUUGAGUCACUAGAGAAAAAGCGCUAUAUAAAUAUCAUUCACUUCACUCUUCCUCUUACGCGAGAUCCACUACGGCCAUGUGUCGAAUCAAACAGUGAUUCACCCUUUCAUACGCACAGUAGGAAGGGGAUUCCACGGCCCCAUUCGUCGCCGUUUACCCGACACAUGAAACGUGACAAAUUGCCAGUUGCACUCUCCGCUUUGGCCCCCGGUUGGCAACUAUCUUAAAAUGUUCAAAUUGCCAAAUUAUUAUUAUCACUUUCCACUUUGGUCCGCCGGAUGGCAACUAUCUUCCAUCCAUCCAUUUUGUACCGCUUGUCCCGUAAAAUGUUAAAAUUGUCAAAUUAUUAACCACCCCCAUCUCCCCCCUCUUCCUCUUACGCGAGAUCCACCCGGGAACAGGGGCCAUGUCUCGAAUCAAACAGUGAUUGACCUAUUCAUACGCAAAGUAGGAAGGGGGUUCAUACGGCCCAGUUUACCCGACACAUGAAACGUGACGAAUUGCCAGUUGCACUCUCCGCUUUGGUCCGCCGAAUGGCAACUAUCUUAAAAUGUUAAAACUGCCAAAUUAUUAACCCCGCCCCCUCUCUUCCUCUUACGCGAGAUCCACCCAGGAACGGGACCAUGUCUCGAAUCAAACAGUGAUUAGCCUUUUUAUACGUACAAUAAGAAGGGGAUUCAUACGGCCCAGUUUACCUGACACAUGAAACGUAAUUCCACGGCCCCAUUCGUCGCCGUUUACCCGAAACGUGAAACGUGACAAAUUGCCAGUAGCACUCUCCGCUUUGGUCCGCCGGAUGGCAACUAUCUUAAAAUGUUAAAAAUGCCAAAUUAUUAACCCCGCCCCCUCUCUUCCUCUUACGCGAGGUCCACCCAGAAACGGGGCUAUGUCUCGAAUCAAAUACGCACAGUAGGAAGGGGAUUCCACGGCCCCAUUCGUUGCCGAUUACCCGACAAGUGAAACGUGACAAAUUGCCAGUUGCACUCUCCGCUUUGGUCCGUCGAAUGGUAACUAUCUUAAAAUGUUCAAAUUGCCAAAAUAUUAACCCCUUCCUCUCUUCCUCUUACGCAAGAUCCACCCAGGAAUUACCCUAUUAUUAACCCCCCCCCCCCCUCUCUUCCUCUUACGCGAGAUUCACCCAGGAACGGGGGCCAUGUCUCAAAUCAAACAGUGAUUGGCCUUUUCCAUACCUCCAAUAGGAAGGGGAUUCAUACGGCCCAGUUUACCUGACACAUGAAACGUGACAAGUUGCCAGUUGCACUCUCCAAUUUGGCCGCCGGAUGGCAGCUAUCUUCCAUCCAUCCAUUUUCUACCGCUUGUACCUUAAAAUGUUAAAAUUGCCAAAUUAAUUAACCCCGCCCUCUCUUCCUCUUACGCGAGAUCCACCCAUGUGAAGCCCUUCCCUACUUGCACGUGUGACAAAUGAGUUUGCUGCAGCUGCGCGUGUGUGCGGUGGUUUCGGGUGUGCCGACAAAAGUCGCACCCGCCUUUUUGUUUUAUGAUUGCUUUUAGAUGUCUCUAAUUAGGAGCUGCAUUCGUUUUUUCCAAAUAUGAUCUUCAUGACCGCGCUACCAAAAUCCAAAGUUACUGACGCACAUGUCUGAGACGCUAACAACAAUUAAAAGAAGAAGAAGUGGAAAUAAUGAUUUUUUUUUCUUAUUUUUUGUGUGCUUUUAUUUUGUAGAGCGAAAUUGUGUCCUUGUUUUUUCAGCGAGUCGCCUUAAAAUGGUGCGGUGUUCUGUGCUAAAUAUCAAAAACCCGUAUCGCUUCCAAAUGUUGGUUUGAGUGCCUUGUGACAUUUCUGUAUCUGCAAUAAACAAUCACCUCACA
This is a messenger RNA of Entelurus aequoreus (snake pipefish), 9419 nucleotides long. RefSeq names its product transferrin receptor 1a (gene tfr1a). The coding region runs from base 151 to 2463 and encodes 770 amino acids. Gene Ontology annotation, biological process: intracellular iron ion homeostasis; iron ion transport. The transcript has 18 exons. Lineage: Eukaryota; Metazoa; Chordata; Actinopteri; Syngnathiformes; Syngnathidae. Gene Ontology annotation, cellular component: external side of plasma membrane. The record is from RefSeq and is a predicted model, not a curated record.